CCUCUCUGCCUCCGGAGCCGGUGAAAAAUUCGUCUUUUCUAUCUCCUUUCAAGAUGGCGAGCAAUAUUAUCAUGUUCGAGGAUAUAUUCGUGGUCGAUAAGCUAGACCCUGAUGGCAAAAAGUUCGAUAAAGUUACGCGUGUUGAAGCAAGGAGCCACAACUUGGAAAUGUUUAUGCAUUUAGAUGUUAACACUGAGGUUUAUCCACUGGCUGUUGGUGAUAAGUUCACGCUGGCUAUGGCUCCCACGCUUAAUCUCGAUGGAACUCCUGAUACCGGAUACUUUACUCCGGGAGCAAAGAAAACACUUGCAGAUAAGUAUGAAUACAUCAUGCACGGGAAGCUUUACAAGAUCUCUGAGCGUGACGGCAAAACUCCAAAAGCAGAGUUAUAUGUUUCGUUCGGCGGCCUCCUGAUGUUGCUUCAGGGAGAUCCAGCUCACAUCUCUCACUUCGAACUUGACCAGAGGCUCUUUCUACUCAUGAGGAAGCUUUGAGAUGCCAUUGUCUGAUCACUUUCCGAGGAUUUUCCCAUAAAAACCGAAUUAACAGAGCUCUCUUAUAAAGCUUUAUCUUAUGU
Arabidopsis arenosa is the source of this 577-nucleotide messenger RNA. Lineage: Eukaryota; Viridiplantae; Streptophyta; Magnoliopsida; Brassicales; Brassicaceae. The record is from the annotation of a GenBank genome assembly.